Spizellomyces punctatus DAOM BR117 is the source of this 2492-nucleotide messenger RNA. RefSeq lists its product as uncharacterized. The record is from RefSeq and is a predicted model, not a curated record. Lineage: Eukaryota; Fungi; Chytridiomycota; Chytridiomycetes; Spizellomycetales; Spizellomycetaceae. The transcript is spliced from 6 exons. Bases 588 to 2366 code for a protein of 592 amino acids.
UAAACUGAGCAUUUAUAAAGUCUUUUGGGUUUCGGCCUUUCUCUCCUUUCUGACCCAACGGUUUGCUGUGGUCCCAAAAGGAAUAUACAAGUGCUCAAAAGUAAAAAGACUAGGGGGAGCAAGAGCAUCCCAAAUUACCGUGUUUGUUUUUUAAGCAAAAAGGUGAAAAAGGAGGGUUGGACUCUCUGCGUGUGCAAUCCGGGACUCUACAAAAAGCUUUCUGGCGUAUAUUUGCUUGACAGCAGAUUUGAUAUUCGAGGUCUCUGUUGAGAGAACUUGUGGGCGUUCAGUAAGCUGUCAAGUAGGCGCUGCAGUAGCUUCUCAUUGACUGCGCGCAGCCUGUUGUUGCUGCCUUUGAGUGUAAGGCACUCUACAUCCCCUCUUGGCAUUUUUUGAUACGAGCCCCACCUGUGCCGUAUUCCUUUGGAGCCGCAAACUUUUCGGCAGCCCAAACAGCGGUGAACACUACAAAAGGCAUAUUUGGUCUGCUUCGCCGAGCGAGGUCGGUGCUGAGGCGUCUUUCCCUGCACUCUUUGUUUCUUUCGUCUUGGCCCCGUCCUUUUGGCCCUUUACCCAUUUUACACGCCAUGGAUCAUCGACGCGGUUGGGCUGCGGGACCCGUCGGUCACCAACCACGGUCGCAUCGGGGAGCUCUUCCCAACGGCACCGUUCACCUACACCAACGACCACCUUCAGAUCGACGGCAGCUCGCCGCUCGCACGCAUGCUCAAGCGCAACAAGCCACUACUGGGUCAUCACGCAAAAAGCAUUUCAAACCAUACAGAGCGAUUUCACCACGCCAUGAACAUUACCCGCAUGUUCCAACUGUCCGUCAUGCAGCUUCGGGAAAAAUUGGCACUCCGCUGAAUAUAGAUGGUACGGCAGAGAAAGGUCAAGCCAUGUCGCCGACGACCAACUUGCCUCUUUUGUCCCCAGUUGUGUCGCCCGACGACGCACAACGUCAACUGGAGUAUGUGUGUAGCCUGGUAUCAUGUUUGCAAACAUACAUGCAACCACAACAAGCUAUAAAUGCCACGAUACAGAAUCACCAAGUUCCAGGAGGGUUGGAUGGCCUUAUGGCACCGAUAACCCAGUCUACUCUUACACCAGCCGUUGAUGAGCAACCGGUGGUUCCAACUCCUGUUCCCACGUAUAUCGAGUUUUCCUCUCAAUCCCGACUUCCGCCCUAUUCACCAACUCUCAUAUUACCCGCACCAUAUAACACACCAUGUACAUUAACCUUGCACGAAGUCAGCACGAUAUCAUUCAACGAAACAUUUCUGCUAGCUUCUACAUUCCAAGUUCAAAAACCCCUCCCGCGUUCGUUUUUCAGCAGCUUUGGUCAACUUGGUCAUUACGGUAGCCAGCAUCGGCUUGUCUUCAAGUGGCCGGAACCAGAUAGUGACUUUUGGAAGGAUUUGGCCGGAUUGAGAAAGACUGUUCAUGUAAAUAUCAAGGAGAAGGGAACUGACAGGGAAUGGGAGAUGCACCUGAAGCCUUCACGAGACAAGUUGAAUAGAAAGAUCUUUGCUUACUUUAUACCGGCCGGUGCCAUUCGCAAGGCGCUACGGCAGCAGGUUGAUAAAAUGCUGUUCGAUCGCAAGCUCCCCCUCGUCCUUGACAUUGACGAUACUAUUCUCCGGGCUGUGGGCCCUGAGCCAAAAGCUUUACCACGAGAACAAGUACCAUUAAUUCCGGAAUCCCGUGUGGUAACCUUGCGUCGCGGAAUGCAAGUCGUACUCUCUUCGUCCGUCAUUGCUUUCCUUGAUUGGGCCAAGGAAAGAUUUGAAAUCAGCCUUUGUUCAAUAGGAGACCAAGAGUACGUCCAACAAGUCUGUGAGAUUCUGAACGACGUACCAGCCGGUUCUGCACUGCGUAUUACUGGAACGGCAUACUCUGCACGAAGCGAAUAUGAGCAUUUGAAACAAAUGCAGGGCAGGAAAUCUGCGGAACCAUCGUCACGAGACAAGGGCGCUCUCCCACCUCCAAAAGAUUUGGCUAGUCUGUAUGGAUUUUGGCACUUGUGGGAGGAGGAACAAAAGGGUGCGCUACCGAAGGAGGAGGGAGAAGGAUAUGGUUAUGGAUUCGGAUUGGAGCCGCUUAUUGUGGACGACAGUCGCAUGUCAUGGCGAAAGGAUCAGCACAGCCACCUAAUUGAAAUACGUCCAAAAGCACACUCAGCAUACAACAUCUGGGACGUUUCCUUCCAACCCGUCCAGGCUGCCCUCUCAAGCAUUCACGCAAUGUUCUUUGAUGAACUUGAUAAACUGCGAACAGGAAACUCGAUGUCAAAACCAAGUGUUGUGGAUUGUUUUGGGGAAUAUUGUAGAGGGAUAUUAAGCUCUAAGAUUGCCGAAGAGGUGUGAGGGUUUCUGAGCGAAGUUUAUAUACUGGCUGUUGAGAGGGCAGGAACCUCUUUUUUUUUCUGAGACCACUCGGUAAUCCAAGACUGAGUUGCAUAAUAAAUAUACCGAAUAUACCUGGGUCUGCAC